AUGUCGCUGAUCAUCGUUGCCGCUCUCGCGGUCCUCGCGCUGAGCUUCGCCCCUGCGCCGGGCGCGGCGGCAGACGCUGUCUCGGCGCGGCAGCCGCUGCGGGGCAACGGCACGAUCGUCUCGGCGCAGGGCAAGUUCGAGGCCGGCCUUUUCAGCCCCGCCGGCAGCUCCGGCAGGUUCUACCUCGGCAUCUGGUACAAGAACAUCCCCGUCCAGACCGUCAUCUGGGUCGGCAACCGCGCGCGUCCCCUCUCCGACGUCGCCUCCGCCCAGCUCCGGGUGUCCUCCGCCGACGGCAACCUCGAGCUCGUCGGUCCGUCAUCGCCGUCGUCCGCCCCGUCCGUUCUCUGGUCGUCCAACAUGUCGUCCACGUCCCUGUCGUCGUCUCCCGGGUCCAACACCGCGGUGAUCCGCGACGAUGGCAACCUGGUUCUCCUCGACGGCGGCAACGCCUCCAACGUGCUGUGGCAGAGCUUCGACCACCCGACGGACACGCAGGUGCCCGGGGCUUGGCUCGGCGAGAACAAGCUCACGGGCGAGUACCAGACGCUCACGUCGUGGCGGAACGCGCAGGACCCGGCGCCGGGGAUGUUCACCGACACGGUGGACCCCAACGGCACCAGCGAGUUCUUCUUCCUCUGGAACCGCUCCCGCGUCUACUGGCGGAGCGGCGUCUGGACGGGCCGCGUCUUCGCCGCGGUGCCCGAGGCGACCAACAACGUCCUCUUCAACCAGACCUACGUCGAGACGCCGGCCUACCGGCGCGUCACCGACGUGCUCUACGACAACGCCACCAUCACGCGCAUGGUGCUCGACCUCACCGGCCAGACCAAGCAGUACAUCUGGGUUCCCGCCAGCCAGAGCUGGCAGUUCUUCUGGGCCGCGCCCACCGUGCAGUGCGACGUCUACGCGCUCUGCGGCGGCUUCGGCGUUUGUGACCAGAGGAGCCAGCCGCCGUGCCAGUGCCCGCCCGGGUUCGCUCCGGCGUCGGAGGGGGACUGGACGCUCAGCGACUGGAGCGGCGGGUGCCGCCGGAGUUCGCCCCUCACGUGCGCGCGUAACGGGUCGACCACGGACGGGUUCGUGCCGCUCACUAACGUGAAGCUCCCCGACGACUCGGUUUCUUUUGGCGCCGCGCAGAGCGAGGCAGAGUGCGAGUCUGCUUGCCUAAAGAACUGCUCUUGCCAGGCCUACACCUUCUCCGGUGGCCGGUGCGCAGUCUGGCACGGCGAGUUCCGAAACCUUGAGCAGCUCCACACGGACUCCGGCGCCUCAUCCGGGUCAGCCCUGUAUCUCCGGCUUUCAGAAUCAGGGCUACGUGAUUUGCGCAGCGCAAACACAGGGAAGAAAGUGGGGAGAACGCUAUGGCUUGUUCUUGCCAUCGCAUUGGCCGGCGUUGCAGCAUUGGGCGUGUCCUUGUUUCUAGCAUGGAGGAUUCUUCUAGCACGGCGGCGGCGGAGGAGCAUGUCAAGCGAGAAGGGCUCCUCCCUGGCCGUGUACAGCUACGGCGAACUCCGCGCCGUCACGAAAAACUUCUCGGAGCGGCUGGGCGGCGGAGGCUUCGGCUCGGUGUACCGCGGCGUGCUGAAGCAGAAGCGCAAGGGAGGCAGCACGACGACGACCCAGGUGGCCGUCAAGAAGCUGGAAGGGCUCCGGCAGAGCGACAAGCAGUUCCGGACGGAGGUGAGCACGCUGGGGCACAUCCAGCACGUGAACCUCGUCCGGCUCCUCGGCUUCUGCUCGGCGGGCGACGAAAAGAUGCUCGUCUACGAGUACAUGCCCAACGGCUCCCUCGACGGCCACCUCUUCGGCGGCGGCGGCGGCGGCUCGUUCCCGAGCUGGCGCGAGCGGUACGAGAUCAUGCUAGGCGUCGCGAGAGGGCUCGUCUACCUGCACGACGGCUGCCGGGAGUGCAUCAUACACUGCGACAUCAAGCCGGAGAACAUACUGCUGGACGCGGGCAUGUCCCCGAGGAUCGCCGACUUCGGGAUGGCGAAGCUGGUCGGGAGGGACUUCAGCCGCGCCCUGACCACGAUGCGGGGCACCAUCGGGUACCUCGCGCCCGAGUGGAUCUCCGGGCAGCCCAUCAGCGCCAAAGCGGACGUGUACAGCUUCGGGAUGGUGCUCUUCGAGCUCAUCUCCGGACGGCGCAACUCCGAGGGGUACGGACGACGUGACAAUGGCAGUGGCGGCGGCAGUGAGGUGGAGGCGGCGGGGUCGUCGGCGUUCUUCCCCGUGUGGGCGGCGGGCAAGGUUGUGGAAGGGGAAGUGGGCGCCGUGGCUGACCCGCGGUUGCACGGCGACGUGAGCGAGGAGGAGCUGGAGCGGGCGUGCAGGGUGGCGUGCUGGUGCAUCCAGGACCAGGAGGAGCACCGCCCCACCAUGGCGCAGGUCGUGCAGGCGCUGGAGGGCGUCGUUCAUGUCCACGCGCCGCCGGUGCCGCGAGGGCUGCAGCACCUCGUCUCACUCACCUAGUAAAUGAAUCAAGUUCAGAUGCCGAUCGGAAUUAGUGUCAGUAGUACUCAGUGGCAGACGCAGG
Messenger RNA from Lolium rigidum, 2539 nucleotides. RefSeq names its product G-type lectin S-receptor-like serine/threonine-protein kinase At2g19130. Gene Ontology annotation, biological process: recognition of pollen; protein phosphorylation. Gene Ontology annotation, molecular function: ATP binding; protein serine/threonine kinase activity. NCBI's taxonomy places the organism in Eukaryota, Viridiplantae, Streptophyta, Magnoliopsida, Poales, Poaceae. The transcript has a single exon. The record is from RefSeq and is a predicted model, not a curated record. The coding region runs from base 1 to 2475 and encodes 824 amino acids.